Microthlaspi erraticum is the source of this 1287-nucleotide messenger RNA. The record is from the annotation of a GenBank genome assembly. Lineage: Eukaryota; Viridiplantae; Streptophyta; Magnoliopsida; Brassicales; Brassicaceae.
AUGAAGUGUUUCUUUUUCACUGGUGGGGACAAGAAAGACGAACAGAAGACCCCAAACUCGAUUUCACUGACCUCGAACUUCUCUGACCGCGACAUAAACCGAAGCGGCUCAGAUUUCAACUCUCGUGACGUCUCUGGAACGAGCACGGAGUCAUCCAUGGGGAGGAAGAGCUCGUACCCUCCAAUGUCCACUCGAGCAAGCAAUCUCAGAGAGUUCAGCAUCACUGAUCUCAAGUCUGCAACAAAGAACUUCAGCCGAUCUGUUAUGAUUGGAGAAGGCGGUUUCGGUUGCGUCUACAGAGGAACAGUGAGGGACUUAGAAGACCCUUCGGUUAAAGUUGAAGUCGCCGUGAAGCAGCUCGGUAAAAGAGGGUUGCAGGGGCAUAAGGAAUGGGUUACGGAAGUGAACUUUCUCGGUGUGGUUGAGCAUCCAAACUUGGUGAAGUUGCUUGGUUAUUGUGCAGAAGAUGACGAACGUGGGAUCCAACGGCUUUUGGUUUAUGAAUACAUGCCUAACCGAAGCGUUGAGUCCCACUUAUCCCCUCGGUCACUCACAGUCCUUACUUGGGAUCUAAGAUUGAGAAUCGCUCAAGAUGCAGCUCGUGGUUUAACAUACCUUCACGAACAAAUGGACUUUCAGAUUAUAUUCAGAGAUUUCAAGUCCUCAAACAUCCUUUUGGAUGAAGACUGGAAAGCAAAGCUCUCGGAUUUCGGUUUGGCUCGGUUAGGUCCAUCUGAAGGACUAACUCAUGUUUCUACUGAUGUCGUAGGUACAAUGGGUUAUGCAGCACCUGAAUACAUUCAUACAGGUCGUCUCACAUCGAAAAGCGAUGUUUGGGGAUAUGGAGUGUUCAUCUACGAGCUCAUCACAGGGAGGAGACCAGUAGACAGAAACAAACCUAAAGGAGAGCAGAAGCUUCUAGAAUGGGUGAGACCUUACCUGUCCGACACAAGGAAGUUCAAGAUGAUAUUAGACCCAAGGCUCGAAGGGAAGUACACUAUCAAAUCGGUUCAAAAGCUAGCAGUUGUGGCCAACAGGUGUUUGGUUAGGAACCCAAAGGCACGUCCCAAGAUGAGUGAAGUGUUGGAGAUGGUGACCAAGAUUGUGGAAGCGCCUUCAGGGAGCGGUCUUAGCCCGCAGCUAGUUCCUCUGAAGAUUCUAGAGACUUCUAGAGACUUGGGAGGGAAGAAGAAGACGGUUUUAGAGACAAAGAACAAGGGUGGAGGUGGUGGUGAAGGAGGUUGGUUUGGCAAGUUAUGGAACCCAAAGACAAUAAGAGCUUGUUGA